Molecule: messenger RNA, 5130 nt
Organism: Myodes glareolus (Bank vole)
Lineage: Eukaryota; Metazoa; Chordata; Mammalia; Rodentia; Cricetidae
Source: RefSeq, a predicted model, not a curated record
ACUCCUACGCGGAUUGUUCUGAAUAACUUGUCUCCGAGAAUGUCUCUGAUUAACACACUUUUCUUUCCUCUCCUCCCCCCCUCCCUUUACCACAUCUUUCGUCUUGCUCCAGAGACCUAAAGGGCAAGGAAAUAAAGGUGGGAAAACAUGAUGCACACAUCUGUUGACUUUCCUAACUUGAUGUAGUCAGGACCAGAGCAGAGAAUCACCUGGCUUCUAAGGCCCAUGUUCUAUCUUGAUUUGACUUUGCUUCAUAGGGCAGAGGAAACAGGCGAAGAAUCAUUUUCAGUACAAAAUGGUUCGAUUCAUCAAAAAGAUGCUGUAAAUGAUGAUGAUUUUGAGCCAUACUUAAGUAGCCAGACAAAUCAGAAUAACAGCUAUCCACCAAUGUCAGAUCCAUAUAUGCCUAGUUACUAUGCUCCAUCCAUUGGAUUUCCAUAUUCUCUUGGGGAAGCAGCAUGGUCCACGGCUGGAGACCAGCCUAUGCCGUAUCUGACAACCUAUGGACAAAUGAGUAAUGGAGAGCAUCAUUAUAUACCAGAUGGUGUUUUUAGUCAACCAGGGGCAUUAGGAAAUACCCCUCCAUUUCUUGGUCAACAUGGAUUUAACUUUUUUCCUGGUAAUGCUGAUUUCUCUACAUGGGGGACAAGUGGAUCUCAGGGACAAUCAACACAAAAUUCUGCUUAUAGUAGCAGUUAUGGCUAUCCACCUAGUUCUCUUGGGAGAGCUAUUACUGAUGGACAGGCUGGAUUUGGCAAUGAUACUUUGAGUAAGGUGCCUGGCAUUAGUAGUAUUGAGCAAGGCAUGACUGGACUGAAAAUUGGUGGUGACCUGACGGCUGCAGUGACAAAAACUGUAGGUACAGCCUUGAGCAGCAGUGGUAUGACUAGCAUUGCAACCAAUAAUGUGCCCCCUGUUAGCAGUGCAGCACCUAAACCAACUUCUUGGGCUGCUAUUGCCAGAAAGCCUGCCAAACCUCAACCGAAACUUAAACCCAAGGGCAAUGUGGGCAUUGGGGGUUCUGCUGUGCCACCACCUCCUAUAAAACACAACAUGAAUAUUGGAACUUGGGAUGAAAAGGGGUCAGUGGUAAAGGCUCCACCAACCCAACCAGUUCUGCCUCCUCAAACUAUAAUCCAGCAGCCUCAGCCAUUAAUUCAACCACCACCAUUGGUGCAAAGCCAACUGCCUCAACAGCAGCCUCAGCCACCACAACCACAGCAGCAACAAGGACCUCAGCCACAGGCCCAGCCUCACCAAGUGCAGUCUCAACAGCCUCAACUGCAGAAUCGCUGGGUAGCUCCUCGGAAUAGGGGAACUGGCUUCAACCAGAAUAAUGGAGCGGGCAAUGAAAACUUUGGUUUAGGUGUUGUACCUGUUAGUGCUUCACCUGCUAGUGUAGAGGUGCAUCCAGUGCUGGAAAAACUAAAGGCCAUAAACAACUAUAAUCCCAAAGACUUUGAUUGGAACCUGAAGAAUGGACGUGUGUUUAUAAUUAAGAGCUAUUCUGAGGAUGAUAUACAUCGUUCCAUUAAGUACUCUAUCUGGUGUAGUACUGAGCAUGGUAAUAAGCGUUUGGAUGCAGCUUAUCGUUCCCUGAAUGGGAAAGGCCCACUCUAUUUGCUCUUCAGUGUGAAUGGCAGUGGACAUUUUUGUGGAGUGGCUGAAAUGAAGUCUGUUGUGGACUAUAAUGCAUAUGCUGGUGUCUGGUCUCAGGAUAAGUGGAAGGGCAAAUUUGAAGUUAAAUGGAUCUUUGUCAAAGAUGUUCCCAAUAACCAAUUACGACAUAUUCGCUUAGAAAAUAAUGACAACAAACCAGUAACCAAUUCAAGGGACACUCAAGAAGUACCCCUAGAGAAAGCAAAGCAAGUGCUUAAAAUAAUUGCUACUUUCAAGCAUACCACCUCAAUCUUUGAUGACUUUGCACAUUAUGAAAAGCGUCAAGAGGAGGAGGAAGCCAUGCGAAGGGGCACGGUGUUGGAUGGAGUCUCAGCUUUAGAUGGUUACAAAGUGUCAAUCUAAGCUGGGCCUAGAGUCUCAUCUGAAGAUCCAAUUGGAGAGAACUAGAAACAAGCAAUAACCACUGUGUGGAGAUGUCCUGUUAAACGACAACACUAAUGAUGCAGACUCUGGAAAUGCCUAAGAAGUCAUAGAAGACUAAGUUAGCAAAGCUUUCUUUCUGCUUAAGGUGACAUCUUUGAACACUUUAACACGAGAUUGACUCUUCUUGUAAUGGUUUUCAUCAACGCAUCUGCCCUUAUACUCUCACCAAACACACUUGAGAACUGUAAUUUCAUCAAGCACUUUCUGUCCUGAAGCUUUGACCAGUACCUGCUGUCUUUUGUAAUUAUGCAUCCUAGCUAAGGCACAGAAGACUGAAUGAAUGCAAGGAUUCAUUAACUCUUUGAAUUUGUUAAGUACUAACAGUUAACCAUUAGAAGUGGUUCAAUGAUGUAAGAGUCUCACUGCUUCAACCUUUUCUUUGUUGUAGUUUUUAAAUUGUCAAUUUUUAGCUAUUUGACAGAUUAAAAGCAAAAUAAUCAUGCCAUAUUUAGUCCUGGAGUUGAAGUCUGAAUGUUUAUGUGAAAAAUUAUUGUAGUAAACUUUUAAUAUGGCAAAGCAACCUUAUGCUCUAUUUUAGCCAAAAGAAACAUAAUCUAAAAUUAUAUUAGAAUAUUUCCCUUGUCUUCAAACUAUUUGGUGUAACAGAAUAUUGAUAUGCAGCUUGGUGGACUUCACCAAUUAAUGCACACCCCCUCCCCAAUUAUAUGUACACUGAGAAUGUGUAUUGGUUUGAGGGAUUAAUUAUUUUGUUUCUACCACUUAAUGAAUCUCAACAUUUUGAGUAAAUGUACCUCAGUCUAAUCAGACUUUUUAUGACCUUUAUAACUAUAUUUAAAACCCUUCAAUCCUGUUUCUGGGUGUUUGCGAGCGGAUUGCUAUCAUGAAUUAAAAAUUUAUUACUCUAGGUACUCAACUAGCUAAAUAAACAUAGUUCUUGUUUAGCAAGCAUAUACUGUUCCUCAAUUCUUCUUCAGCUUUUGCAGUGUCCUGGCAUCCUUAAAGUACUUUGAAAAUAUGGCCUUGAUCCAUGAAUUAAAUCAGUAUCUAAGUGAAUGUGUUGAUGUUUUAUUGAUCAGAUCUAUAUAAGUGGGAAUACAGCAUAUAACUGGUUAUUCUUAUAAUUACCUUUUUAGCGUCCUAUUUUUUUCAUUAAUUACAUAACAUUAAUUUUGUAUCUUGAAACAAAUUGAUUUUGUAUAAUUCAAUGUGUUGUGCAUCUGUAUUGAGUGAUUUGAUGGCAUAAGGUUAUGAAAAUAAUGUCCUGCCCCUUAUCUUACUGUUUUGAAAGGAGACAGCUAUGUAGAAUGAUACGGUAAAGGUGAAAAUAGCAAUACAGUAGAUUUGAAUACCUUGAUGUUUGCAUUACUCCAUUUAUGUUUACAUCGUGUUUAGAGAUUUUCAUUUGCUCUCGUCUUUGCUCACUUCAACUCGAAAGCCUCGUGAUGGAUAUUUCUUUGAAACUUUGAUUUAUAUAAUUUUUGUACAAUGUUUUAGAAUGUACAAAUAUUGUAUUUUCUAUUAGAAUACAGUAUUUGUAGAUAACCGUAGCUACUUCACAGUUACUUGGUAGUCCCAGUGUAGUUAUGUCAGUGUUCACUGAAGGGAACAUCAAAAUGUUAAUGGUAUAUUAAAGAAUGAGAACUUCAUAAAGGAAAAUUGCACCUAUUUUACCUUUUUGAGACUAAGCCAUGAAAUCUUGUAACAUGUCUCUUAACUAUUUAUAAUGAAAAUUGGCAUUUGGGUAUAGCCAGCACAGCAAUGUUCUGUAUCCCUAAGAUUGUAUAGGUAGGACAUUUCAAAGAUGACGCCUGUCAUUCUGGAGCUCCUACUAGAGAAAACUGUAAAAGGGUGACCUUGUCGGAAGGAGCUGAGUCCUCCCCCUGAGGUUCUCUUUUUCUUGGUGCUUUAUUAGCAACUCUGGAUAUUUUUAUAAAACUAGUUACAUUAUAAACUAAUUCAGUCUUGUUUAAUUUACAUUAGGUUUUAUGUAAGGAAUGUCAUCGAAAUACCCAACGAGCAGGCUGAUUGCAGUAGACGCAGACAGGGCCAGUGUAGCUGAGUCUGUUCGUGGUGAGAAGAACAUCCCAGUGCCUUUAACCUGAAUUUCUAAUCUUAAGUGAAAUGGGUGCAGCAUUCCUUUGGGAAAAAAGCUUCCACGUGGUAAUUUUGUGUUUUUCUCACCUAAGUAUUCCCCAAAGCACCAACCUUCUCUUCCUUCUUGGUCAGUCAGUAUAUUACAAAAUUAUUUUUCCAUAAAAUGAAAUCAUUACAGGUUGUCUCUAGAGUACAACCAGAGGAAUGUUUCUUAACUGCGGGGACCAAAAGGGAGAGAGCCUGGGCUCUACAAGGGUAGAUUUAUAAUAAAAUGUUUCAAUAAUCUUAAAUUAAGACAUUAUUGGUCCCGUGAUUUCUUGCUUAAUAUUUUUCCAAUUUGUCAUUUGAAUGAUUCUAUUAAAGUUAUCUUAUGUGGGUAUCUUAUUUUUAAAGGUAUUAUAGUUUGUAUAUUUAACAGUAAGGGGGAAAGUGUAACCAAAAUUAGUAUUCUCUCACUAUACAUAUUGGUACUUGAAAAUUCCUUUAAAAACAAACAAAAAACUCAGCCUUUUAGUGCUUAAUUCCUCAUUUUAACAUGUGAUCUUUUAAUUGAAAAGCUGUGUUAUUUUUGAGUACUAUGCAUGAGGGUUAAGCUGAUGUUCAAACAGUUUGCAAUAAAAAAAUCCAAUCAGCUUAAGUCAUUCAAUCAUUUCAAGUGCAUUCUGCAUCCUUUAAAAGUAAGUUUGUGAGAUUUUAAGAGAAUUGUGUUUUCAUUAAGUUUUGCAUAUCUUUUGUUAUGCCAUGUAAAUUCUCUUUUCAUAUGAUUAAAGGAAGGGUAUGAUGAAAUGAUUAGUUCAUUUACAUUCACUUGUAGCAGUUAUCAAUGAGAAUUUGAAUUUUGUCGUGUUUGGGUUUGUUCAUUCCUGUGAAUGAUGGUACAGUAGGUGAGAUUUUUUUUUUUUUGUUAUGGUACUGAACUCACCAUUUGGUCCUCUUUAAUCUUUGAGGGUUUCAAUAAAAAUUGUUCACUCA